Messenger RNA from Myotis lucifugus (little brown bat), 3653 nucleotides. It is a transcript of the gene ANKRD44, whose product is annotated as ankyrin repeat domain 44. The coding region runs from base 1 to 3366 and encodes 1121 amino acids. The transcript has 29 exons. Gene Ontology annotation, cellular component: cytoplasm. The record is from RefSeq and is a predicted model, not a curated record. Gene Ontology annotation, molecular function: protein binding. NCBI's taxonomy places the organism in Eukaryota, Metazoa, Chordata, Mammalia, Chiroptera, Vespertilionidae.
AUGUUCAGAGAAGCCGACGGUUUCAUAUGGCGGGAUUAUUGCCGCAUCAGCUAUCAGCUACUACCAGCGCGCGCCCGGCCUGCUCUCAUGACACACGGCACUCAGAAUACUCAAGGCUGUGAGGACGAGGAUGUGGCAGUGGCCACUCGGCCAGCUGGGGCGAGAGGUGCCGUCUGGCAGGACAAUGGAGAACAGGCACUUUCCUAUCCCGAGGGCAGGCCGCCACUGGUCCAGGCCAUCUUCAGCGGCGACCCGGAGGAGAUCCGCAUGCUCAUCCACAAGACGGAAGACGUGAAUGCUCUGGACUCGGAGAAGCGCACUCCGCUGCACGUGGCCGCGUUCCUGGGAGAUGCCGAGAUCAUCGAGCUCCUGAUCCUUUCAGGAGCUCGUGUGAAUGCCAAGGACAACAUGUGGCUGACCCCGCUGCACCGGGCCGUGGCCUCCAGGAGUGAGGAGGCAGUGCAAGUAUUGAUUAAGCACUCGGCUGAUGUCAACGCGAGGGACAAGAACUGGCAGACCCCGCUGCAUGUCGCCGCCGCCAACAAGGCCGUGAGGUGUGCAGAAGUGAUCAUUCCCCUGUUGAGCAGCGUCAACGUCUCUGACCGCGGCGGCCGCACGGCCCUGCACCACGCCGCUCUCAACGGCCACGUGGAGAUGGUCAACCUACUCCUGGCCAAAGGGGCGAACAUCAACGCCUUUGACAAGAAGGACCGGCGGGCCCUGCACUGGGCAGCGUACAUGGGCCACCUGGACGUGGUGGCGCUGCUCAUGGACCACGGCGCGGAAGCGACCUGCAAGGACAAGAAGGGCUACACCCCCCUGCACGCUGCAGCCUCCAAUGGACAGAUCAACGUUGUCAAACAUCUCCUCAAUCUGGGGGUGGAGAUCGAUGAAAUCAACGUCUAUGGGAACACGGCGCUCCACCUGGCCUGCUACAACGGGCAGGACGCUGUAGUCAACGAGCUGACCGACUACGGUGCUAACGUGAACCAGCCCAACAACAGUGGCUUCACCCCUUUGCAUUUUGCUGCUGCCUCCACCCACGGUGCUUUGUGUCUUGAGCUGUUAGUCAACAACGGGGCGGAUGUUAACAUCCAGAGUAAAGAUGGCAAAAGCCCACUGCACAUGACAGCCGUCCACGGCAGGUUCACACGCUCGCAGACCCUCAUUCAGAACGGAGGAGAAAUCGACUGCGUGGAUAAGGAUGGCAACACUCCUCUCCACGUGGCUGCAAGAUACGGCCACGAGCUUUUGAUUAACACCCUGAUCACCAGCGGAGCGGACACAGCCAAGUGUGGGAUCCAUAGCAUGUUCCCCUUACACUUAGCUGCCCUAAACGCUCACUCCGACUGCUGCCGGAAGCUGUUGUCGUCGGGCUUUGAAAUAGACACCCCAGAUAAAUUCGGAAGAACGUGCCUUCAUGCCGCUGCUGCAGGAGGUAACGUGGAAUGUAUAAAACUCUUGCAGAGCAGUGGAGCAGAUUUCCACAAAAAGGACAAGUGUGGGAGGACCCCUUUGCACUAUGCAGCUGCCAACUGCCACUUCCACUGCAUCGAGGUGUUAGUGACCACGGGGGCCAACGUGAACGAGACCGAUGACUGGGGCCGGACAGCUCUGCACUACGCCGCGGCCUCCGACAUGGACAGAAAAAGUAAGACCACCUUAGGAAAUGCCCACGAAAACUCAGAGGAACUCGAAAGUGCCCGCGAGAUGAAGGAGAAAGAGGCUGCGCUAUGCCUCGAGUUUCUGCUUCAAAAUGACGCCAACCCAUCUCUCCGGGACAAGGAAGGCUACAAUAGCAUCCACUACGCGGCUGCCUACGGCCACAGGCAGUGUCUGGAAUUGCUUUUGGAAAGAACCAACGGUGGUUUUGAAGAAUCAGAUCCGGGUGCUACCAAGAGUCCACUCCACUUGGCUGCCUACAACGGGCACCACCAGGCCCUGGAAGUGCUCCUGCAGUCCCUGGUGGACCUGGACAUCCGGGACGAGAAGGGCCGCACCGCUCUGGACCUGGCUGCCUUCAAGGGCCACACGGAAUGCGUGGAAGCGCUGAUCAACCAGGGCGCGUCCAUCUUUGUGAAAGACGAUGUCACCAAAAGGACCCCACUUCACGCCUCAGUGAUUAAUGGUCACACCCUGUGUUUGCGGCUGUUACUAGAAAUCGCAGACAACCCGGAAGUAGUUGACGUGAAAGAUGCCAAAGGACAAACCCCACUGAUGCUGGCAGUAGCAUAUGGACACAUUGAUGCUGUCUCAUUGUUACUUGAAAAGGAAGCAAAUGUAGAUGCUGUUGACAUCAUGGGAUGCACAGCGUUGCACAGAGGGAUCAUGUCGGGUCAUGAGGAAUGUGUGCAGAUGCUGCUGGAGGAAGAAGUCUCAAUUCUCUGCAAAGAUGCCAGAGGGAGGACCCCCUUGCACUACGCCGCGGCCCGCGGCCACGCCACAUGGCUGAGCGAGCUGCUGCAGAUGGCCCUGUCGGAGGAAGACUGCUGUUUCAAGGACAACCAGGGCUACACGCCGCUGCACUGGGCUUGCUACAAUGGUAAUGAAAACUGUAUAGAGGUACUUUUGGAGCAGAAAUGUUUUCGCGAAUUUAUCGGCAAUCCCUUUACUCCACUGCACUGUGCGAUAAUAAAUGACCAUGAGAAUUGUGCGUCACUGCUGCUGGGGGCCAUAGAUUCCAGCAUUGUCAAUUGCAGGGACGACAAAGGCAGGACGCCGCUGCAUGCCGCAGCCUUUGCUGACCACGUGGAGUGCCUGCAGCUCCUGCUGAGACACAGCGCCCAGGUGAACGCGGCCGACGACGCGGGCAAGACGGCGCUGAUGAUGGCCGCAGAGAACGGGCAGGCGGGCGCCGUGGACAUUCUGGUGAACAGCGCCCAGGCUGACCUGUCUGUGAAGGACAAGGACUUGAACACACCCUUGCAUUUGGCGUGUAGUAAAGGUCAUGAAAAAUGUGCCUUGUUAAUACUUGACAAGAUACAAGACGAGAGCCUUAUUAAUGCCAAAAACAAUGCACUGCAGACGCCCCUGCACGUCGCUGCGCGCAACGGCCUGAAGGCCGUGGUGGAGGAGCUGCUGGCCAAAGGGGCCUGCGUCCUCGCUGUCGAUGAGAACGGUCAUACCCCGGCCCUGGCUUGCGCUCCUAACAAAGACGUGGCUGACUGCCUGGCCCUCAUUUUGGCUACCAUGAUGCCUUUUUCUCCUUCCAGUACAAUGACGGCUGUCAACCUGGUUUGUUUUAAAAAAGACAAUUUGAACAGGACGACCCUCUCCAACCUGGGUAGCAUGGUUAGCCUGUGCAGUAACAACGUAGGCUCGGAGGAUGGGUACAAUGAAAACGAUUCUGAUUCGGAAACCUUUUGACCUUGGACUGUAAACGUUUUCCCUUGAUCGACCCUGUUGGAGGAAGGGGAAGAAGCUCGGAUUCCAGGUUUAGGUCGUGUUCCAGUGUUAUUAUGGGCCCGAGCUACCAGAAGCCGGUAGAGAAGGGAUUCAUUCAUCAAACUGAGGGAGGGCAGCUAGGCCGGAGGACCAAGCACUCACACGGAUGGGCCCUGCUUUUGAUCUGUCUCAUGCUUUCCUUAGCUCUAAGAGACUUCUGUGAAAGUCUACCUCUCAUUUUAAAGAAGGAAUAAAAAAAAUGCAUUGAA